AAUCGAAUGGCUACUUUUCUAUUUUUACCAACAACUUCAAAAAAAAACACAAAAGAAGAAGAAAGAAAGAAAAAGAGAGAAAGAAGCCUUACAGCUAGAGAUGAAGAAAAAUAAAAGCGACAGGCUUUGACCAUUUGAACUGUAACAGACGCACGUAAACUUCUUUUUCAGUUUAUCUAUUUUUAUUACUGUCUACUGUUUCUGCCGUUGUUUUCUUUUGAGGGGAAAAAAAUGAAAGAAACCAAAUACCACUCUGUUUUGGUGGCUGAUGAAAGCAUGGAAUCUGAAUCUACAACUGGCUGUUUUUUACCUAAUGCUUGUUCAUUAAUCUGACUUCUGAUCCAAGCCAACUAGUUUUUCUGUAUUGUCCUCCAUUAUCACUCUCUUACCGCUCAAUCACAGCAUCAACGACCGUCCUCCUUCUCUCUGAUUUGGGAUGAUAAUUACGAUAGAAGUGGAACAGCUUAAACUAGAGCAGUUUUCCAAUGGGUCAAAAAUUUCGGCUUUGGUGUCCAAUGGAAACACAGAGAUUGCUAUGGCUUGUGGGAAUGAUGUUUCUUGUUAUAAUAACAUUCCAACAUUUUGAGCUACCAUCUGGCAAUAUUUUUUCACUCAUAUCUUCAGUUCAUACAGAUCAAAUAGAAGAAAAUGGUAACUUCUCAACUGAUAGUGCCUUAUCAAAAUCUGAGACAGUCAGUAACAUGAGUCGAUUAAAUGGUUUGAACUAUACUGAUGCUGAUCAUGCUUAUGGGAGAUCUGAAAAUUAUGACCAAGAAAAAGAUGCUGAUGUAAAUAAUGGCCUUGUAUCAGAAACUAGUGCAGUCUCAAACAAUAAAUCCAGAACAGACAGCCGUGAUAGAGACUCCUCACUUCAACAGGUGUUUCAACCAAAUGUACACCCUGCUGUCGAUCCUGUUAACAAUUCAGUAAAUAUAUAUGUGCCAGAAGAAACUCAACAAACAUUUUCCAGAGAAAGUAUCAGUUACUCACUGGAAAACUCCUCAAUUUCAGACAUAAAUGACCAUUUAUCAGAAGCUAGUACAGACUUCAACAGCUCUUCUGGGGUAGACAAGCAUAAUAGAGAGUCUUCAUUUGAACAGCCAAAUGUACAUUCUAUAACGGAUACAAUCAACGAUUCGCCAAGACCAGGAGUAAUCGAACAGAGUUUUUCUGAAGAAAAUUCCAGUUCCUCAUUAGAAAAUACUGGAACCUCAAAUUCUGAUGCAGCACCCAAUAUGGACAAUCAUGGAAAAUCAAGCAAACUGAAAAAUAAUAUUACAAUAUCGGAUGACAAAUCUUCCACGGCCACCAUUCCUAAGGUGAAGAAAAAGCCUGAAUUGCCAACCUCAGGGGUGAUUUCAGUUUCUGAGAUGAAUAGCUUACUGCUUCGGAGUUGGUCUUCUCCUGGUGUGAGACCACGAUGGGUUUCAGCAGUUGACCAAGAGCUACUACGUGCAAAAUCACAGAUUGAGAAUGCACCCAUUGUAAAAAAUGAUCCAAUACUUUAUGCUCCACUUUAUUGGAAUAUCUCUAUGUUCAAAAGGAGCUAUGAAUUAAUGGAAGAUAUGCUGAAAGUAUAUAUUUACAAGGAAGGAGAAAGGCCCAUAGUGCACCAGCCUGUACUCAAGGGUAUAUAUGCUUCAGAGGGAUGGUUCAUGAAGUUGAUGGAAGCUAGCAAAAAGUUCGUCACAAAAAAACCAAGAAAAGCCCACCUGUUCUACUUACCAUUUAGUUCUCGAAACUUAGAGAUGCAAUUAUAUGUGCCCAAUUCACAUAAUCAUAAGAAUCUCAUGCAAUAUUUAAAGAAUUACUUGGACAUUAUCGUGGGAAAAUAUCCUUUCUGGAACAGAACUGGAGGUGUGGAUCAUUUUCUUGUUGCUUGUCAUGACUGGGCCCCAGCUGAAACAAAAAUGCUCAUGUCUAAUUGCAUAAGAGCUCUUUGCAAUGCUGAUGUUAAAGAAGGUUUUGUUUUCGGUAAAGACGUAUCUCUUCCAGAGACAAAUAUUCCUGUGCCUCAGAAUACUCUUAGAGAUCUUGGUGGCAGACCUCCUUCUCAGAGGUCAAUCUUGGCUUUCUUUGCAGGUAGCUUGCACGGCUACCUACGACCAAUACUGUUGAAGCAUUGGGAAAACAAAGACCCAGACAUGAAAAUAUUUGGUCGGAUGCCUAAGGUUCGAGGCAAAAUGAGCUAUGCCCAGCACAUGAAGAGAAGCAAGUACUGCAUUUGUGCAAGAGGUUAUGAAGUCAAUAGUCCAAGAAUAGUGGAGGCCAUUAUGUACGAGUGUGUUCCAGUUAUUAUAUCAGACAAUUAUGUGCCUCCAUUUUAUGAGGUUUUGAACUGGGAAUCAUUUGCUGUUUUCAUCCUGGAGAAGGAUAUCCCAAAUUUGAAGAACAUACUACUUUCAAUCCCAGAAAAGAGAUACAGAGAGAUGCAGAUGAGAGUCAAAAAGGUGCAGCAACAUUUUCUUUGGCAUGCUAGGCCAGUGAAAUAUGAUAUCUUUCAUAUGAUACUUCACUCAAUUUGGUACAAUAGAGUGUUUCAAAUGUAGCCCUGAUAAACAAGAAAAAAAAAAUAAUAGCAAAUGUAUAGUGGAGAAAUGUAGAUGUUGAGAAAGUUUGGUAUGAAUAUAUAGCAUUUGUUAUGUUGUUAUCCUGCA
Messenger RNA from Manihot esculenta (cassava), 2657 nucleotides. RefSeq names its product probable glycosyltransferase At5g03795. The record is from RefSeq and is a predicted model, not a curated record. NCBI's taxonomy places the organism in Eukaryota, Viridiplantae, Streptophyta, Magnoliopsida, Malpighiales, Euphorbiaceae. Gene Ontology annotation, molecular function: glycosyltransferase activity. The transcript is spliced from 7 exons. The coding region runs from base 486 to 2549 and encodes 687 amino acids.